AUGAAUCGUGAAGAAACUGAACGCUACAUUAAUGUGGUGGUGACGACAAACUUCUGGAAAGGUGAACGAGGUGCCGAAAUCAAAUUCAUGUAUCCAGCGUUAUAUCGCACAAGUUGUAUGCUUGACAUUAGAUAUUUUCCGUACGAUCAGCAAGAGUGCAAGCUGACAAUCUCUUCAUGGACGUCGUCGAAGAGCGACAUCGAUUACAAAGCCGAGUUCAACAGCGUGAAUCUUGACAAUUUCAUUCCCAACGAAGAGUGGAUCGUGAUCAGCUUUGAUAUAAAACGAGUUGAGGAAAAAUUCGUCUGCUGUCCGGAACCAUGGGUACUGCUCGAGGCUGUGCUGGUAGUACGUCGUAAGCCGCUCUACUACAUUGUGAAUUUGGUCAUCCCCACAUCGGUCAUCACCAUGGUUGCUGUCACCGGUUUUUUCACAGCUGCAUCGACAAGCUCCGAGAGACGUGAAAAGCUUUCACUCGGUAUCGAUUCACUACUAGCGAUGUCGAUUCUAAUGAUGAUGGUUUCAGAACAGAUGCCUACCACCAGCGAUUAUGUUCCACUUUUUGGUCUCUUCUACCUCACCAUUAUAUUUGUAAUAUUCGUCGGGACACUUUUCACUGCGUUCAUAUUGAAUAUUCAUCUACAGAAAGUGUAUGCAAGACCUGUUUCGCCAUUGAUUUCGUUCAUAUUCCUUAAUAAAAGGCCACUGGACAAAUUUAAAGCAAGCAGAGAAAAACGGUUGCUAACAGCUCUGCAGAUGAUAGGAUACGCUCUGGAAUGGGAAUACCUAGCAACUGUACUAGAUCGACUGCUUCUGAUUGUCUUCUCGUUGAUCGUCUUUCUUGUUACUUUUCUUAUGAUUUCUGUCGGCGAAGCGAUGCAUUUUUCCUAUGAACUCCCAGCAGAUUCUUCUCGUCAGACGACGAAACCCUAG
Angiostrongylus costaricensis is the source of this 933-nucleotide messenger RNA. NCBI's taxonomy places the organism in Eukaryota, Metazoa, Nematoda, Chromadorea, Rhabditida, Metastrongylidae. The record is from the annotation of a GenBank genome assembly.